Molecule: messenger RNA, 861 nt
Organism: Rhincodon typus (whale shark)
Lineage: Eukaryota; Metazoa; Chordata; Chondrichthyes; Orectolobiformes; Rhincodontidae
Gene: tmem59
Product: transmembrane protein 59
Exons: 6
Coding region: 100-861 (253 amino acids)
Biological process (GO): positive regulation of autophagy
Cellular component (GO): lysosome; late endosome
Source: RefSeq, a predicted model, not a curated record
AUUUUAAAAACAAAGACCGGACAAUAAGAGUUGAGGUCACUGAGGGUGGUUGGAGGGCGUGUGUGCGUUGUGGGUUGGAUCACAACAAACAGACUGAAGAUGGCGGAGGUAGCAGGAGGGCUCGUUUGUAGAGCUUCUGUCGUUAGUCUUCUGCUAUGCUUGGGCUUUGUUUUAUGUUCCUUCUCCACCCCGUCACUGGCUUCCGAUGCCUUCGAAGCGGUUUUAGGUGACACGGCGUCGUGUCAGAGAAGCUGCGAGAUGACUUACAGCUUGCAUACUUACCCAAAGGAGGAGGAACUCUAUGCUUGCCAGAGAGGAUGUAGGCUGUUCUCUAUCUGUCAGUUUGUUGAUGAUGGCACAGACUUAAACAAGACCAAAAAUGAAUGUGAAUCAGCUUGUGCAGAAGCAUAUAAACAACAAGGUGAACAAUUUGCUUGCAACCUGGGAUGUGAAAACCAACUGCCAUUUGCUGAGCAGAGACAAAAGCAGCUUAUGUCCAUGGUUCCAAAAAUCCACUUCGUUUACCCCAUCAGUAUAAUGUCUGCUUUCUACAGUGACUUGAUGAAUUCAGCUCAGAGCUUCUUCACUUCUUGGACCUUCUACUUGCAAACUGAUGAUGGAAAAGUAGUUGUAUUCCAGUCUGAACCAGAUGUGCAGUUUAUGGUUCCACAAUUUGAACUGCAAACAGAAAAUUCGAAAGAAACUUCUCAAACACUGUCAGAUCACAUAGCCAAGGCUAUUUAUGAUGAUACUCGCAAAACUUUCAGAAGGGAACAUGGAACUGGCUUGUAUUUGAAAGAAGGUCAUGAGCAGGAGUACCAGAGUGUCUUAGAAUGUUUGUCAAGGUAUGUGUUUUGGUGA